AUGAAGCCCCCACAGCGGCGGCGAGCGGCCCCGGCGCGCUAUCUGGGUGAGGUGACCGGCCCCGCGGCCUGGAGCGCCCGCGAGAAGCGGCAGCUGUUACGACUACUGCAGGCGCGACGAGGCCAGCCGGAGCCGGACGCCGCCGAGCUGGCCCGGCAGCUGUCGGGCCGGAGCGAGGUCGAGAUCCGGGACUUCCUCCGGCAGCUCAAGGGCCGAGUGCUCCGAAAGGCCACUCAGAGGAUGCAUCCAGGUGGCCCACAGGGUCCCAGGCGCCGGGAAACACAGACCCCGGCCCCCAUCGAGGUGUGGAUGGAUCUGGCUGAGAAGAUAACAGGCCCGCUGGAGGAGGCCCUGACCGUGGCUUUCUCACAGGUGCUCACCAUCGCGGCCACGGAGCCCAUCAGCCUCCUGCACUCCCAGCCCCCCAAGCCCACGCAGGCUCGUGGAAAGCUACUGCUCCUCAGCGCCCCUGGAGCGCAGGAGGACCUGGGCCCUGAGGCUCCUGGCCCCGCCCCUGAGGCCGCUGGACGGCAGGAGUCUCCUGGCCCCGCCCCCAAGACACAAGGCCCUGCCCUUGAGGCAUCCUCUGAGUCCCUGGCUGGCCCGUCCGCUGAGGAAGACUUUUCUGUGGACUUCGAGAAGAUCUACAAGUACCUGUCGUCCAUCUCCCGCGGCGGCCAAGGCCCCGAGCUUUCCGCAGCUGAGUCAGCUGUGGUCCUUGACCUGCUCAUGGCACUUCCUGAGGAGUUGUCCCGCCUGCCCUGCGCCGCCCUGGUUGAACAUAUGUCAGAUAUGUACCUACACCUGAUGGCCCCCCAGCCCGACCCUGCCAGUGGGGGCCUGGGGUCUGGGGCUGAGGAUGACGGGACAGGUUCCAGGGGGCAAGAGGAGGCUGGCCAGGCCACUCCUCAGGCCCCCCAGAAUGCUGGGCCCAGCGAACCGAUAUCCACUUGGCAAGCAGCUGGGAUCUGCCCCCUGAACCCAUUCCUGGUACCCCUGGAGCUUCUGGGCCAGGUGGCCACCCCUGCAAGGUGA
This is a messenger RNA of Lipotes vexillifer (Yangtze River dolphin), 1035 nucleotides long. It is a transcript of the gene SNAPC2, whose product is annotated as small nuclear RNA activating complex polypeptide 2. Lineage: Eukaryota; Metazoa; Chordata; Mammalia; Artiodactyla; Lipotidae. The coding region runs from base 1 to 1035 and encodes 344 amino acids. Gene Ontology annotation, cellular component: nuclear body. Gene Ontology annotation, biological process: snRNA transcription. The transcript is spliced from 5 exons. The record is from RefSeq and is a predicted model, not a curated record. Gene Ontology annotation, molecular function: RNA polymerase II general transcription initiation factor activity.